AAGUGACUUAAGUAGGUAACUAUAAGUUAUUUGUCAUACAUGGCCCAGCAAUUAGAAACUAAUUAACGUUUGGUGAUAAUUGUGCUACAUUUUCUCAGUUCAUUGUUGGAAAGUUAAGUAACAGUCAGUGAUUAAAAUGUUGCUUUAUUCAUUUCUGUGUAUUGCUGCAGCAGUGCAUUUUAAUACGGCGCACUCACAGCAUUACGACGACGAGGACGACUACUUUUCAUCAGAAAUCGGAUUGUAUAAUACAAACCAACGUGAAAAUUCGCGCCCUCCGGCCACCUCCUUCCAAUCUUCCGCACCAACUCUUCAGGUUCCGCAACCGACAAAUCCCAAUGCAAAUGUCAACACUCGCGUCUCAUCUCCACCACUUCAAAAACUGCCUCCCGGAAUUACCAUCGUAUCAAACCAGCAAAACAGAGUCCCAAACUUAAGUAGCAAUGCUGCUUUCCCUCCAAGCAACCCACCAAUCCAGCAAAAUAGCGGACAAAACAUAGGUAACAUUCCUCCCGUUAGAAACCCACCAGUUCAGCAAAACAGGAGACCAAAUCCCAACGACGGUGGGGGUGCUCCAAUGAGGGAACCUCCGAUUAUCAGCUCGACGACUCAAUUUCCGUUUACAACAACCGCUCCGCCCGCUUUUCGAAGAUGCAUACAAACUUGCGGCGUGACAGCAGAAUACAGCCCAGUGUGCGGUACCAACAGAGUUACCUAUAACAAUAUGUCGCGCUUCCGGUGCGCACAAUAUUGUGGACUUAUCGUGGAAUUGAGCAAUAUUGGACGCUGCCCAUAGGAUAAAUAAUAUUUUUUAGCUGUCAACUUGAAUAAUUAUUUCCGGUUAAAAAUUAAAUCCGCAAAUAUAAUUCGUUGUGAAAACGACCAAAUGCACUACCUAAA
Photinus pyralis (common eastern firefly) is the source of this 900-nucleotide messenger RNA. Its product is annotated as lysine-rich arabinogalactan protein 19-like. Lineage: Eukaryota; Metazoa; Arthropoda; Insecta; Coleoptera; Lampyridae. The transcript has 3 exons. Bases 137 to 796 code for a protein of 219 amino acids. The record is from RefSeq and is a predicted model, not a curated record. Gene Ontology annotation, molecular function: protein binding; serine-type endopeptidase inhibitor activity.